CAGUCGGAAAACGGAUAUGAAGUCUUUCUAGCGCGUUAGGUAAGAGGGUAGACAAAACGGUUCUGUCGAGAUUGUUACCUUAAUUCUUCGAUAUACUGCAUUACCAUCUGGUCUUGAUUGAUUUCCCCAUCCCUGAAUUGUUUACACAGUAUUCUGGGGUGCAAUGGACGACAGCAACGGUGUGAAGCUCUUUGUUGGGAAUCUGGAUUCGGAAACAACUCAAGAUGACCUAAUUAGGCUUUUUGCCCCAUACGGAGAAGUGGUGAACAUAACUGUACUGAGGCAGUUUGCCUUUGUCCAUCUGCAGGGAGUUGGGGCUGCUGACCGUGCCAUCCGUGAUCUGAAUGGUCUAGAUUACUGCGGCCGGAACCUUGUGGUUGAGGAAUCCAAAGGGAGGCCCCUCAAUUCCAUCAAAGUAUUUGUGGGGAACCUGUGUGCUUCCUGUACUACUGAAAAUCUGUUUGAUCUGUUUUCACCUUACGGAAAAGUUCUUGAUUGCGAAAAAGUGAAGACUAAGCCCUCUUCUUUAGUAGGCUACUCCUUUGUGUACAUGGAGCGCAAAGAGGAUGCAGAACAAGCCAUUGAGGGUGUUCACGGGACCUUAUUUAUGGGCCGUCCACUCGCAGUGGAGCUUUCAAAGGCACAGCCGACCACAAACAAGGUCCCAUGUGCUGGCUGUGGUGCACAUGGCCACUUUGCAGGAGAAUGUCCAAUCAACAGGCCUCCUAUUGAACACCACCAGAGUCAAGCAGCUGUCUUGGCUGCUGCUGCGGCCGCUGCUGCAGGGCUUCCCCUUCAAGUUCAACAGAGUGUCCACAACUCUUUUUACAACACAGCAAGCUCUGACCCAACGUUUGCAGCUCUGAAAGACUUGACCACUUCCAGGGUUGAUGGCAAGCCCGUGAGUGCUGCAGUCUAUGGGGCCCUGGCGAGUCAGAUUUACGGUGUCGCCGCAAACCAGGGGUUCAGCUCAGCGAAGAGCCAUUAUGCAGGUGGCUACCCCACUGAAGCAGAAGUGCGAUCAGGUGCUAUAAACCCUGUCUAUGGAGCAAAUUCCUCUUUGUACAGUGCAAGUCCAGCUUAUGGGACCAUGGAAGGCACAGAGUCUGACCCCCAAGCCAUGUUUGAAGCUGCCCGGGCCCGAUUCUUUGAGCAGGGACAACAAGUGCUAGCGGAACAGCAAGCCGUGACCAAAUUUGAUAGAGACCGAAGCCCAAUACGCCGCUCCACCCCAUUACUACCUGACCCAGUUUCCCAGUCAUUGUCGCAGACACGACCCAAACGGCGGGCCCUUCUCCCAACACCACCUGGUGGACCGGAAAUACCUGCAGUUAAAAAUGGAGACCCGAUUGCAAGGUGCUAUGCAGAGUACUAUCAACAGUACCAGCAGUAUCAACAGUACCAACAAUACCAGCAGUACCAGCAGUAUCAGCAAUACCAGUACAGCUACCCACCACCACCUCCACAUCCUCCAAUGCCCGUGAUGCCUCCAGCAACAAUGGAUCCGCAACAGCUUGCCGCCCCUGGCACUGCUGCUUCACCAAGAGUGUAUGAGCCACCCUCAACACACAAGGAGCCCCUCCUACGUCGCCUUGAUUACCCUCACCUGCACACAUCUGAGUCCCCAUAUCGAUAGCCCCACAUCACUUCACAUAUGUCUGUUGCACGCGUGUUUGGUUGUAAAAAUGAGAGCGUGUGUCAGUUUUGGUCCUACAUGACAACAGAUCUCGGAAACUGGAAGAAAGGGAUAAAUCAAAUUUAGUCAAUGCAACCAACCUGGGCUGUAGACACUCCCAACCCCCCAGUAUAAUUAAUCUCAUUAUGUGCAGAAUGUAGACAUUUACAAGGCCAUGACAUUUAUAUUCAGAGCCCUGUUGGUUUGAGUGUAUUUUGAAAUGCUCAAUUAUUUCAUUUGUCAGUUUUGUAGAUAAAGCACUCUUUGACCGUCUUGUCAGAUCUCACUUUAUCUGAAGUCAAAUGUCUGUGCCUUUUGAACAAGCCUAAUUUUUUUGUAAACACAGUUUUUCAGACUUUUGUAAAACCAAUACGUUUUAUCAAAUUCAUUGCUAAUUGAGGAGCGAGCCACAAUUAAUGUUCCAAAAUUGUCCACAAUUUAUUGCAUUUGACUUAGACUGAUGUAAAAUUCACAAAGUCUAAGCUUCAGAUCUGAAAUGCACAGCAUAAUUUUAAUAGAAUGUAAAGAGGACCUGUGUGAAAUGUGUGUGUGUGUGUGUGUGAGUGAGAACACAAUGUUAACAAUUUGGAUGACAUCCCUCAGCUUGCAUAUAAUACCACGCUCACAUACACAAUCUCAAACCUAUUACCUAUAAUACUAUUUGAGUGGGAGGGGCCUUAGGUCAGAGACACAUUCAAGUGUAUCAGUACCAACAAAACCAUACAUUUGUGAUCAAAGGAACUUAAAUACUCUUAGCCACUGCCUCAAUAGUGCAGACGGCUGCCAUGUUCAAGAACAUUAUAACUGAAUUUAAAAUUAUAUAUUGGAAAGGAGUAGAGAGUAAAUGGGUAGAGAAAAAUGUAUUUCAUUGCAAAAGGGACAGACUUGUUUGUCGCUUGAUAGGCAUAUUCAAUUGUUUUGAGUGUUUUCCAUUUGACACUGAAUUAGUUGGAGAUGUCAUUGUUACUAAAUAGCAUAAAGAACUGGUCCUAUUGCCUGCCAGUAGCAAUUAUGCAUGUUUUGCAAAGCAAACUACUGCCAUCUCUGGCCUUGCAUCCCUCCCUUACAUGGACAAUACUCUUGGGUAUUGACUAUAUAAUUAUUAGUGGCCGCACCUCGAAUUACCUUAAAACAGAAUGAGGUUCUUAAGUUCUUUGUGUUUCUUGUGAAAGUAGCCCAAUGCAAUUAAUAUGUUUCUUUCUGACCAUUUAUUUUUUCACAUUUACAUUAUCGUAGUCUCUUUAUCCUUCGAUUUAUGUGAAUUGAUUUCAGGAGCUUUUGGGUGGAAACAUUUAGUUAUGUAGGGAUGGGGGAGUGUAAAACCUGUUCAGUGUGGCACAUACAGCUAAUUACGGUAAUUGGUUCUGAGAGUGAUAAACAGUGAAAACAAAAUUGUAUUUUUGUGCGUAAGGGAUAAGAAAUGUGUUGUCCCAGUUCAUGCGCAUUUUAGGCAAUUAAACGUUCAUGUUAUAAAACUAACUAACUGAAAGUGACUUUGUCUGAAUAAUUAAUCAAGGUUAAGUUUCUAGGUUCAUGCAAUUAGUGCCAGAAGUGUCAAACAUUAUGACAUUGUACGAAGGGAAUCUAUUCAAAAUCUUCAUACCAUCUGCUUUAGAAUACAUCAAACAUGCUUCCUGUGGAGCGUUCAGGUCGCCAGCUUUUUGCUCUAAAUUUCAACCUUUAAUUUCUUGGUAAAUAGCUUUGUGAUUCAGAUGUUAUGAUGGUUGAGUAGCUUCCCUUCAAAUAUCUCUCAUUGAAACCAUUGCAUUGUAAUUGUAAGGUAUGGUAAAGAGAAUGGUUUAAUCAUUUUAUGUAUGUCCUCUUUCCCUAGAAUGCCCCUCAGGCAGUCUUCAGUCUUUCAUUCCAAAGAAAUAUGGUGGGGUACACACACAAAAUUCACUUGGCACACGCAACCCAUAUACUCACCAUUCACUCACCACAGUCAACACUUGACUUCAUGCAUUUAAUUAAAUCUCACAAGCAAACAUUUACUGUAGUGUUAAUGUUCUCAAUAUUAUGUUAUUAAAUGGAGUGGAGGUGGAAAGGUGGUGGUGGCGGUGUAGCUUCUAUCAGCACACCAGGACUCCACAAAUGAUUGUACACAGUAAAUUAUUUUAUCUGUUGUGUAUUAUUAUAAAUAGUGCAUGUCUCUUGUUAUUCUUACUGCUGUUCCAGCCACAUUCUCCCUUUUCGCUAACUACAGCUAAAUUGGCUCCCGGGCCUCAGGACGCCAUGUUGAGCAUGACGGGGGAAGAGAAAUAGCGCCCCACAAUGCCUCGGACGCGCUCCCCGCUAAGGUAAAGCCCAUUGCCCCCCACCACGCCUGCACCUCGAUCAUACAUUUCCCCUCAAUGAUCCUAGCACAGUUGCUAGAGAAGCUCAGAUCAGGCCCACAUCCAGUUUACAAUACCACAAUAAAACACAAAGUGGGGAUGGUACUUCUUGCUAUGUGGUAGUGCCAUGAAUCAGUGCUUACCGAGGGGUAAUUGUGUCUUUACAGUUUGGAGUAGUUGUUAGAAUCUGCUACAUCUUGGGUGCCCAAAAUGCUCAUGGUUUGGUGUCUUAUGUCAGUGUAAUCACUUUUAAAAUAAUUACUUCUAAUAAAAUAAAACGCAUUACAUUGUUAGAAAACAAAUUUAAUCCUUUUGGUUGCGUACUAUUAUAUCAGCAUUUCCUAACCCUGGUACUGGAGUACCCACAACACUAAACAUUUUGGAUAUCUCCCAAAUGUACCACUCCUGAUUUAACAUGGCAGCUUGUUAGUUGAGGCUUCAUGAGCUGAAUUGGGUGUGUCAAAAUAUGCAAUGUUGGGGUACUCCCAGACCAGGGUUGGGAAACGAUGUAGGAGAUCAACAACAGUGUUGGGGAGCUACUUUGGAACUAGUUUUCCAAGCUACUCCUAACUUGUAGUUAAACUACGGUCAAGUUAGUCUUUUUAAAAAGUCAUGGCUACACUGAGAUUUACUAACAAAGUAGUUAACUACAUUGUAGCUAUUUAAAGAAAAUAUUUUUAAAUAUAUAAUCAUUUGAUAUUUAAUAAUGCAGUAAGAAGUUCUGAUUUAAGAAUUACAUAUCACCUGACAUUAAACAAUUAUGUUGACGACUAUUCAAUUUAACAAAUUCAUACUUGUACAAACUAAUAAGACUAAAUAAAUUGUUAUAUAACUUGGUCAAAAUGCAGUGAUAAACAGCUGCAACUAACUAAAUAUUUCGCCUCCAAGACUGACUUCUAAAUAAGUGAAUCGUUUAAAAAGAAUUGAAGAAAAAAAAAACUGUCUAACAGAACAUUCACCUAAAUUAUUUGGAUUUCCCAGCAGUAUUUAUAAGAGAUUAGGUGAGCACGCUUGCACCACACAAUGAGCUUGUUAACAUCACAGCAAUGCACCGAUCCCUAUGAAAAAUCAGCUUAUUAAAGUAAAGAAAAUGCAAGAAACCUGUGUUUAUAUAAGACUUAGAAUCAUCGGGUUAUUCUCUGCUUUUGACGUCAAAAUGUAAACGGGCAUGUGCACAUUGGAUAAGCCGGUAGAAUGCCUGUAAAGGUGCUUUCAUGAAAUUUGCUUGACUAUCGUUUUUUGCUUUAAGCCAUUAAUGACCUUACCCCAAUAAAGGAAAGAUGUUUAAGGCAUGUACAUGACUACACAUGUUUGCUUAUCUAGCAUAAAUGGUGUAAGAUUGUGCAUGUAAACACACACUUUGUGACAAAUGUAGCUUUUUGUGGCGCUACACCGUUACUCGUUGAAAGAAGCUUGCUGUUGGAAAAGCAAUACUAUUGUGAAAAUGGCUGAGCUACUGUCACGCUACUGAAAAAUGUACAGUAAGUAGCAGCGCUACUUAUAUAGUUAGUUACUCCCCAACACUGAUCAUCAAUAACUGUAAACAUGUUUUUUUGCCAUCAUGACAAAAUGCAUUGAACUCAAGUUUUUCUCACAAUAUGGCAUAAAGUUGAAAGUAAAUUUCCAUUUGAGGCAAUAAGAGGGAACAAUCCAGAUUAGUUAAGGAGUUUUUGCCUACGCUUGUUUUGGCAUUUGGUCUUUUUGAAGCACUUCCAGUAAGGAGAGACGAGGCGUGCACUCUGUUCAAAGCUGAGGUGCUCCAGCUGUGCUUUGAAUACUUAAGAAGGGCGCAGCGCUGUCCAAAAGGCCCUAAUCCAAGUAGGGCAUUCAUCUUAGGUGAGUAACCAAUGUGCUGUUGUCCAUUUCAAAUCCACUCCUCAGACCCCAAAAUUAGGCCUUUUUUCAGCCUUAUGAGACUAUUUAUACCCUUCCGAUUUCGGCUCUAGGUUGUUUUUUUUUUCACUCCGAUCCUUUGUGGCUGGACAAUUGAAAAUAUUGAAAAUAUUUGUAAAUUAAUAUGAAUCCAUUUUCUGGCCAAACAGAUUUGUUUUGUUGUUCCAAGGAGAAUGCAGAUUGAUUUCAUUAGCUGUCCACAUACAAAUAGUAAAGUUUAUUUUUCAGAUUAAUACAGGGAUAGUUUGCAGCAAAAGAUUUUCCAGAAACAUAUUGGUAUUUAGCUUUGUAAAAUUUCAGCUUUAAGUCGAAUGAGAGUUUCACUACAAACUCUUCCUAUCUAUAGUUUUUUUUAUUUAUUUUUUUAUUGUUUGUGUUGCACCGAUCUUCAAAUGACAGACCUCAGAAUCUUCAUGUUUUUAACAUUGAAUACUCUUGGCCAUUAUGCAGAUUAUUUUUUUUUUUUCUUCUAACAACCUUCCAAAGACCUAAAAGACUCCUUCAAUUUGGAGGUGAUUUGAAAAGCUGGUACAGACAGUAGAUAAACUGUGAUUGUAAAUAAUUGAGGCCUGAAAUACUCGAUGAUUCAGGGAAUUAACAUUUAUUAAAUUCCAUUGAUAUUUUAUUUUUUAAUUGGUUUUAAUUGCCAGCUUUCAUUUUGGUUUGUAAUUGUAUCAGAAAUGUCAAAGGGAUGUUUAUCCCAAUUUUUUUUCUUAAUAUUUACAUACUGAUUUUUAGGCUUUGUACUUU
This is a messenger RNA of Xyrauchen texanus (razorback sucker), 6651 nucleotides long. RefSeq names its product RNA-binding protein 4B-like. Gene Ontology annotation, cellular component: cytosol. Gene Ontology annotation, molecular function: zinc ion binding; mRNA binding. The record is from RefSeq and is a predicted model, not a curated record. Bases 164 to 1636 code for a protein of 490 amino acids. The transcript is spliced from 4 exons. Lineage: Eukaryota; Metazoa; Chordata; Actinopteri; Cypriniformes; Catostomidae.